AUGGUUCCUUCCAGCACAAUUAUAUUCAUAGAUAUCUGCAAAUUCUCGGAAUAUUCAAGCUCUUUGUCACCACAAGAAAUCAUGGGAAAUUUGUCUGUUUACUUUGCAACAAUUGACAACAUUUUGGCAAAAUUUAAUUACUUGACAAAAAUCAAGUUAAUUGGUGAUAUUUAUAUGGCAGCUGCUGGUUUGUUUAAUCCUGAAAUUGCACCUGAAAAACAUGCAGAACAAGUCAUCCAAUUCGGUCUUGAAGUUAUCAACGAAUUGGAAGAAAUAAACUUGGCAUUAAAUGCAAGUUUAAGCAUAAGAAUUGGUGUAAAUACAGGAGGUCCUAUCAUUGCAGGUGUUUUAGGUAAAGAUAAACCUGUAUUCGAUAUCAUUGGUGAUGCAAUUAAUGUUGCAGCAAGAUUACAGACAACAGAUGAUCCCAAUCAAAUUCAGAUCAGCCAAGCAACUUAUGACGUAAUAAGUCACUUGAAUUUCCACGUCAGACAGAGAGGUGAAGUUUUCUUGAAGGGUAAAGGAAAACAAAUGACUUAUUUGGUUGGUCCUCUUACAGCAAUCGCUUCAACUAUUUCUGGAUUCCAAUUAGUAGAAGUUGAUUCUCAUGAUGAUCAUCAUUAA
Trichomonas vaginalis G3 is the source of this 624-nucleotide messenger RNA. RefSeq names its product guanylate cyclase protein. The transcript has a single exon. Lineage: Eukaryota; Parabasalia; Trichomonadida; Trichomonadidae. Gene Ontology annotation, molecular function: peptide receptor activity; guanylate cyclase activity. The record is from RefSeq and is a predicted model, not a curated record. Bases 1 to 624 code for a protein of 207 amino acids. Gene Ontology annotation, biological process: intracellular signal transduction; receptor guanylyl cyclase signaling pathway; cGMP biosynthetic process.